CGAUAAGCUUACAGAGAGGCGCUUGAAACUCAAACUAGAUUUACUCAUACUGCCAAUACUCACUAUCGACUACUUCUUCGCGCAGCUCGACAGACAAGGCAUUGGAAACGCUAAAUUGCAGGGACUUCAGCAAGACGUCCUCGACGGCAGUUCAGCAGGUGGUUCAGACAAAUAUGGUACAAUAGUCAGCUUGUUUUUUGUUUCUUACAUUAUCACUCAGCCAUUUGGUGUUCUACUUUCGAAAAUGUUCAACAUGAAGUUUUUCAUUGGCAUAAAUGUCUUCCUAUUUGGACUUUGUGCAUCGUUAGAAGCUGCCACCUUCAACUUCAGCUCUUUGGCAGCAUGCCGAUGGUUCCUCGGUCACUUUGAAGCACUAUUCGGUCCUGUCGUCGUUUACUAUCUCACCUUAUUCUACACAAAAAAAGAAAUAGCAAUGCGAAUAUCAAUAUGGUUCGGUAUUGCAGCCAUUGCAGGUGCAUUCUCUGGCGCUAUAGCCUAUGGCGUCCAGACCAUUGAACAACCAGCUAUCAAACACUGGCAGAUUCUCUUCCUCAUCGAAGGUCUCCCAGCAUGUGUCUGCGGACUACUCACGAUGGUUCUUACACCAGAUCGACCCAAUAGCUCGUCAAUGUGGUUCAGCGAACAAGAGCGCUCAUUGAUCAUCACUCGGGUGGGCAAACCUGAUGCGACAGGAAGUGUUAACAGAAAGCAUGUAAUAUCGGCCCUUAUCGACUGGAAAGUCUACUGGGCGGGUGCGAUAUACUUCUGUUUGAACAAUGCACUCAGUUCAACGAGUGUUUAUUUGCCAGCUAUCGUCAAAUCGCUUGGCUACUCGAAUGCAAGUGCUCAAUUACAUGUAGUUCCACCAUAUGUCGUCGCAGCUGGCGUAACAAUCGGUGUUGCCCUACUAAGCGAUUACGUGCAGCUAAGAGGACCAUUCAUGGUGUUAGUUACAGCCAUCAGCGUUGCUGGAUAUGCAAUAUUGAUUGGAACGAACACUAAUGAAGCCAAAUAUGCGGGAGUGUUCCUCGUAGUUAUGGGUGUAUAUCCCUCUAUCGCCAUGAUCAAUGGCUGGCUAGUAGGCACGAAUCUCGGCUCAGAGACAAAAAAAGCGGCUGGAAUGGGGCUCUUUUAUGCAAUUGGACAGUGUGGUAGCAUUCUAGGUAGCAAAAUUUUCCCUGAUUCAGACGACUAUGUUAAGGGAUAUGCAAUAUCAUUAGCCUUGAUGGGUCUAGCAUGUCUUAUGUGCGCUCUUUUGACGUUGUAUUAUUAUCAGGAAAACAAAAGACGCGAUAGACUUUACGGAGAAGCAGACCCCGACAAAAUACUUGACCUUAGCGAAGAAGCUGAUAAGCAUCCAGCGUUUAGAUAUCUCUUGUAAUAAUAUUAUCCUAAUUUACCC
Messenger RNA from Wallemia mellicola CBS 633.66, 1402 nucleotides. RefSeq names its product MFS general substrate transporter. The coding region runs from base 245 to 1381 and encodes 378 amino acids. Lineage: Eukaryota; Fungi; Basidiomycota; Wallemiomycetes; Wallemiales; Wallemiaceae. The record is from RefSeq and is a predicted model, not a curated record. Gene Ontology annotation, biological process: transmembrane transport. Gene Ontology annotation, cellular component: membrane. The transcript has 2 exons. Gene Ontology annotation, molecular function: transmembrane transporter activity.